Apiotrichum porosum is the source of this 1542-nucleotide messenger RNA. RefSeq lists its product as uncharacterized. Gene Ontology annotation, molecular function: GTPase activator activity; small GTPase binding. Gene Ontology annotation, biological process: nucleocytoplasmic transport; activation of GTPase activity. Gene Ontology annotation, cellular component: nucleus; cytosol; perinuclear region of cytoplasm. Bases 1 to 1542 code for a protein of 513 amino acids. Lineage: Eukaryota; Fungi; Basidiomycota; Tremellomycetes; Trichosporonales; Trichosporonaceae. The transcript has 3 exons. The record is from RefSeq and is a predicted model, not a curated record.
AUGGCUACUACCAUCACAUCGGACCUCGCGUCCUUUACCGAUCAGAACUUCAACGGUGUCGCUGGAGCUCACCGCAUGCUCAUGCGCAUCUCGGCCGAUGUCCACCGCAUCGAUGCCGGCCACAAUGCCCUGGGCACCGACGGCGCCGUCGCCUUCUUUGACGGCCUCUCUCACGCCCGCAGGCGAUUCUCGUCUGUGGGUCGCCGCGAGCCCAGCGUCACCAUCGUCACCCCUGGCCGCGUCAAGAAGGACAGCCAGCGUGGCAUGAUCGACACCGAGUCGGCUGCCCACCCGCCUCAGGAGGACGAGGAGGAGCAGUUCCGUGGUCGUUCGCGCGCCCCGGCUCGCCGGAGCAACGCGUCCAGCGCCGCGACGUCUGCUACCAGCUCGGCCGCCACCUCGCGUGUCCCCCGCAAGCACGAGGCGCGUCCCGCCGAGCUCUGGGGCAUGUCUGAGAUCAACCUCGCCCGCAACAACGUGGGCAACGACGGUCUCCUCGCAGCCACGUACUACGUCUCCAAGGAUGAGGCGAUGCGCGAGCUUCUCCUUCAGGACAACAGGAUCACUCUUGACGGCAUCGUCGACACCGUGGUCGAGCGCCUGAACGCAUCCCGCCUCACCGAGCUCUCGCUCUCCUCCAACCCUCUGGACCCCGACGCCGUCAUCCGCCUCUUUGAGACCCUCAACGCUCCCACCCUCCGCGAGCUGCACCUCUCGGCAUGCAACAUCCCCGCCGAGUGUGUUCCCGCUAUUUGCGACUUCAUCCGCAGCCCACGCAGCCAGAACCUGUGGCUCCUCCAGCUCAACGGCAACUCGCUCGGCCGCUGUGGUGUGACAUCUAUCCUGGACGCUCUGGAGGUCGGCAACUUUAGCAUCUCGCGCAUUGGUAUGUUUGCCAACAACACCGCACGCGAGGCCCGCGAGGCAUCUCCUUCGCCCGCUCGCUCUGCCGGCGGCGAGUCCGACUACGACUCUGUCUGGGAGAGUGACCAGACGCUCGCUAUCAACCCCACCGACCCCCGCAGCAUGAAGACCCAGAUUGAGCGCCGCGUCCCUGCGCUCCAGAAGCGCAACGCCGACCUCACUAUGCGCGUCCGCCGCGCAGCCGCUCGCGCCAUUUCCCCCACACGCAUCAUCCUGCACGCGCGCCAGCCCACAGCCAUGGAGACGGCUACCCGCGUCAUGGCCGAGACGUCUUUCGAGGCUACCGCUCCCCCGCAGGAGCACUUCCCGCUCAUGGACCUGCCCGCCGAGGUCCGCAUCCUCAUCGCCCGCCACUGCAGUGGCGACGCCGAGGCCCUCACGGACGCCCAGUGGACCCGCCUGCGCAUGCACGCCGGCGACAAGGACAACGUCGACAAGAUGGGCCAGCGCAUGGCAAAGGCAGAACAGAGCGUGCACCCGUCCGCUCCCCCCUCGGCGCGCAAGUACAAGGGCAUUGAGGUGCGCGAAGCGUGGCUGUCGGAAAUCGGCUGCUGGCGCUGGGAGAUGGAGAACAAGCGCUUCUGGAACAAGUUUGAGAAGCCCCAGGUGCUUGCUUAA